Periophthalmus magnuspinnatus is the source of this 2460-nucleotide messenger RNA. RefSeq names its product Rho GDP dissociation inhibitor (GDI) alpha (gene arhgdia). The record is from RefSeq and is a predicted model, not a curated record. Gene Ontology annotation, cellular component: cytoplasm; membrane; cytosol. Gene Ontology annotation, molecular function: Rho GDP-dissociation inhibitor activity; protein binding. The coding region runs from base 113 to 730 and encodes 205 amino acids. The transcript is spliced from 6 exons. NCBI's taxonomy places the organism in Eukaryota, Metazoa, Chordata, Actinopteri, Gobiiformes, Gobiidae. Gene Ontology annotation, biological process: Rho protein signal transduction.
GGUGUCGUCCGGAGCUCUCCUCGCGCAGACUUUGCUCCCCGCCUCACGCGCCCUUCUCUCCGUGCUCAAAGGAGACCGUUUCCGUUUCUCCCGUUUAACGGACUACUACACAAUGGCAGAACAGGAGCCCACCCCAGAGCAGCUGGCAGCCAUCGCAGCAGAGAAUGAGGAAGAAUCCACGGUUGACUACAAGCCCCCCGCCCAAAAGAGCAUCAAGGAGAUCCAAGAACUGGACGCGGGCGACGAGAGCCUGCGCAAGUACAAGGAGGCACUGCUCGGGGGUACUCCUGAAGUGGUGGAUGAUCCAAAUGUCUCAAAUGUCCAGGUGACGAAGAUGACCCUGAUGUGCGACACAGCGCCAAAACCACUGUUCCUUGACCUUGAAGGAGAUUUGGACAAAUUUAAGAAGAAUCCAAUUGUCUUGAAAGAAGGAGUGGAAUACAGAGUAAAGAUCACCUUCAAGGUGAACAAAGAAAUAGUGUCUGGACUCAGGUACAACCAGCAAACAUUCAGGAAAGGCGUGAAAGUGGACAAGUCCGACUACAUGGUGGGCAGUUACGGGCCGCGGCCAAAGGAAGCCUACGAGUUCAUCACGCCCCUGGAGGAGGCGCCCAAAGGCAUGAUCGCCCGCGGCAGCUACACCAUCAAGUCCAAGUUCACUGAUGACGACAAGCACGACCACCUUUCCUGGGAGUGGUGCCUCUGCAUCAAAAAGGACUGGGAAGAUUGAUCUGCUAGUUUCUUUUUCAAUUUUGUUUUUUUGGUUUUUUUUCUCGCUGUCACUCCAUCAUUCCUCCACCAAGCCAUUUCUGGAUUGUGCUCCAUUUCUAAUUUUGCAUUCUCCGUCCAUCAACACUGCGAACAGGGAUUUCAUGUGUUUAAAUGAUGUGAAUUCUGGAUUGUGAUCUGGUUUUGCGUUGUUUUGGCGAUUUUGUGGAUUUGUUACAAGACAUUCCGGGCUGAUUUCGAUCUUUAUAUUUUUCUAAUUUCAAGCUAAAAAAGAAAAACGCUCUUAAUGUAAGGUCAAAUAAUGAUUUAAAUAACUCAAAUAUUACUCAAUGGGCAGAUAAUUUUAAGAAAAAUAAAUAAAAAUUGGUGUUUAAACAUCAACCACAAAUUUUACAGAUCUGAUAAUUGUUCAAAAAUUAAAUCUAGGUAUUAAUUCUGAAUUCAACUCAUUUUAACUGUAAUAGUCGUUCAGUUUUCGCAUUGCACACAUCACCUCUUUCCAACUCCCAACUUCUUCAAAAGAUUUCUGUCCAAAUUUUCCAUAAAAAACAAAAACAAAAUGGAGAAGCAAUUUGAAUACUCAAUCCAGAAUUUGUGGUUUGUUUAAAAAAAAAAAUAGAAAAAAAAAAUCUACUAAUGAACAAUUCCUUUUGCCCCUUAGCGCUUACCCCUUUACCCUUCCAUGCUUCUUCUACUGUAUUUCCAUAUAUUUUUAAAUUGUUACCAUGAUCUGCCUUAUUAAGAAAAGUAUUUUACAGGAAGUAGUAACUGCGUGUGUGCCCGCCGCUGUACGGUCGCUGGGCAAUCAUUGUCGGACACAGCCCUAAUUUUUCAUAUUUCCGCAGUCUUGUAACAGGGUAAAAUAGGUUUGAAAAUCAUUGACUUCUUGCUAUGGUCCGCUGAAGGAACAUAUUACCUCUUCAUCUCUCUGAUCAGGGUAUUUGAUAUUCUUAAACCAGCUAUGUGGCCUUUUUUAGGGAAUUUCUAGACAACGAUAGCUGAGCCUGUUUUUAUAAUAACACAAAUCUGGAUGUUGUCUUAACAUUUGAUCCAUGUAAUGUGCUGUAUAGGAUUAUGAUUUAUGGAUAAAGAUGCACUGUGUAGCUUUUUUCUGGCGCGCGGUGCUAUCUGUCCUUCUCCAUAUAGAUGCUAUCGCCUUGCAUGUUCCGCAAUAUGGCAUUAAACCUGUCUAUUUGCGUUUAGUAGAAAUACCCGGGUUAUUAAAACAUGCGGAUUUGCCACUCUCAACCCGUUUGUGAGGUACGUUUAAUGCCGUACUGCGAGACAUUCAAAGCAAAGCAACAUUAUUGUUAUGCAAACGAGCAGGGGACGGAUCAUCCCGCCAGAAAUGUUACACAGUGUAGCUUUGAAUUAGUAUGAAUCACGUAAACCUCGUCGGGAAUGAACAUUUAAUAAAUGAAAAUAGUUAAUCUUUUUUUUUUUUUUUUUUGCAAAUCUUCGACUGUGCCUUCUGCUGCUGCUGUUGAUUGUUCCAGCAUGUUCUAUUAUAAGAAAUGCUGCGUGGGAUUUGUAAACAAGAGGCGUGUAGUCGCGUUUAUGCAGUUCCCAGCUGGUAUAGUAAGUGUUUUUAUAUGGCCUACACUCCUGGAAAACUGAACAAAGAACCGUGUGUCUUGGACGGACGUCUCUCGGGCUGGGUUUGACUCUGUGUGCUGAUUGUAUUAUCGACAGUUUACUGAUUUCCUGUAUUCACAAUAAAGUGUUCAAACC